AUGUUCAAAUCAGACGUAUUUUUGAGUAUUGCCUGCCUCAUAAUUAUCAGCAGCACGGUGAAUUCUAAUGAUGAACUCGUACGGGUUCGAAAUAAGAAGUUCUUCAUAUCACCUAUAAAGAAAAACUUUUAUGUGGCACGCGACCUUUGCAAGCAAAAUAAAGCUGAUCUGGCCACCAUUGAGUCAAAUGACGAGCUGGUAGCCAUAUCGAGCCACCUGCUUCAAGAGGGAUACAGGUCGGAGGCCAAUGACCUGUUUUGGUUGGCGUACUUUGAUGUCGGCAGACCUGCAGGACAGUUCUAUUCCAUAGCUACAGGGCUACCACUGAACACCUCUGGAUGGGUUCCUGGUCAGCCAGACAAUGCAGGGGGCAAUGAGCACUGUGCCCACAUUUGGUUGCGGCUUGGAAAAUACGGAAUGAACGACAACAACUGCAAUGUGGAACUUAGGGCUAUAUGCGAACAAAAGAUACGUCAUACUAUCUGUUAAUUUAAUAGUUCUCUUUCAAAAAGGCGGGAACUGAUAAGCAACACUGAGAAAAAAUUAUAAUAGUAAAGCCGACCACACCUACAUAUGUACAUUAAAUAUGUAGUUUUGAAAUCAACUUUGAUUUAAAUAAACUUUUUAAUACUGCACAUAUUUAA
Messenger RNA from Drosophila persimilis, 644 nucleotides. RefSeq names its product C-type lectin 37Db-like. Gene Ontology annotation, cellular component: external side of plasma membrane. Bases 1 to 489 code for a protein of 162 amino acids. Gene Ontology annotation, molecular function: carbohydrate binding. The transcript has 2 exons. Gene Ontology annotation, biological process: biological process involved in interspecies interaction between organisms. Lineage: Eukaryota; Metazoa; Arthropoda; Insecta; Diptera; Drosophilidae. The record is from RefSeq and is a predicted model, not a curated record.